Messenger RNA from Dreissena polymorpha, 1915 nucleotides. RefSeq names its product transmembrane protein 147-like. The coding region runs from base 81 to 773 and encodes 230 amino acids. The record is from RefSeq and is a predicted model, not a curated record. The transcript is spliced from 6 exons. NCBI's taxonomy places the organism in Eukaryota, Metazoa, Mollusca, Bivalvia, Myida, Dreissenidae.
AAAACUUUUUCAGACACCGACACGAAAACUGGUCACAUUUUUUGCAAAUUUUUUGUUUUGUCCAUUCUUUUUUUGGAAACAUGACGUUAUUUCAUUUUGGUAAUUGCCUGGCGCUAGCGUAUGUUCCAUAUGUCUUAGUAUACAAGUGUUCCGGCCUGUCAGAGUACAGUGCAUUUUGGAAAUGUGUGCAGGCAGGAGGUACAUAUCUGUUCACACAGUUGUGUAAAAUGCUUAUCCUUGCAACAUUUUUCCCAACAAAUGAAGUUGCAACUGAGAGUCUAGAUAUUCUAGGGGAAUUGAUGAAGUGCACUGUGGACAUUGCAGACCUAGUUGGCAUUUACUUUGUCAUGUCCAGGAUUGCUGGGAAAGGUCAACUAAAAAUAAUGGUUGCUGGCAUUGGUUGGGCAACAGCCGAGUUGGUCGUUACCAGGUGUCUACCAUUGUGGGUUGGGGCAAGAGGCGUUGAGUUUGACUGGAAAUACAUUCAAAUGAGUUUUGACUCCAACAUUAGUUUGGUUCACCAUAUCGCUACUGCAAUGCUAGUGUGGCUGUACUACAGACAGGACCUCAACAAGUCCUUUGUGCCCGUUGUCAUGGCGCUGCUGGCUCUCAGCUGCUACAGACCCCUUAUUGUCGAAAUCCUGGUGCAUGCAGUGGGCCUGGGCUCGUGGAUGUUGCUGUUUGCCAAGGCCCUGUUCACGGGGCUGGUGAGCACUAUAGCCCUGAACAUGUACAUGGGCAUGUCAACACAGGCCGUCAACUCGUACUACUGAAUGUCACAACAUCAAAGGGGGUCAGUGAUUUCAGGGUCAAUGGAUUGCGACUUGCUAAUACACACAGAGAACAAAGUACUUUAUUGAGAAAACAAAGACUAUGAUAACAUCAGAAAAGUGGAAAUUGAACACACACAAAAACAAAAGGGGGCUAAAUCUAUGUGCGUUAAGUGUCGUCACAGAUUAGCCAGUUCAAGUCUGUGCUGACUAAUCAGGGAAAUACUUUUAUACUUAGUGUACGGUAUUUUUCAUAUAACGGAAGUCACUUCUUACAAAAAAAAGUUACGGUUUAAAAAGUUGUGCCUGAUAAGUCUGUGUCGUUUGCACAUGUUCAUCUGGGACAUGACCUCGCACAGUUUGCACAUGUUCAUCUGGGACAUGACCUCGCACACAUGCAUGUUAACCUGUUUCCCUAAAGGGAGGUUUAGUUUUAAUUAUGUCUCUAGUCUUUGUUAUUGUCCAACUGUUACUCAAAAAUAGAGCAAUCAUUGUAAUAUAAUGUUUCAUGUCACUUGAUUUCUUUGUCAAUCAUGCAGUUAUACAUGUCUGACAGUAAUCUCAAUCAUAUUGCAUGUUUACAUCGGAUCAUCAGGCUAACUGUGUGUGAAGUAACUGUGAUUAUAAAUUAUGGUUAUUUGAUGCACAAUAGUUAAUAUUCAGUUUGGUUUACUGAUAUGUAUGGACUUAGUUUUUAUGUACACAUAAAUGUUGUGGCAUAUGAGAUCACAUUAAGGUGUAUAUUUUUACAACUUUUUGCUUAAAGGUGGAACUUGUGGUGAAAAUAAUUAUUACAGUUAGAGGAUUAAGAAACCUCUGAAAGAAUUUUGCUUAAUUCUAUUGUCAUGUAGGUACUGAAACUCAUAAAAGUCUAUGAGCUUAAUUGUUGAUAAACACUCCUAUUAAAUGAACAUUUGAUUUAUAGAUUUGGCCCUGUCAACAUAAUAUUCACUUGUGAUUAAAGGUACAAACAAAUCCACAAUAUUGAUGAUUAUUUAUAUGUCCGAUGUGUUUGAUGAUUAUUUCUAUGUACAUGUACGAUGUGUUUUACUGUGCAAGGCUAUCCUAGAGUUAUUUUCAUCUUUUAAUAUUUAGAAGACAAUAUGUAUAAACAUGAAAUUCAUAAAAUAAAUAUGUAAACUGUG